Molecule: messenger RNA, 3179 nt
Organism: Neltuma alba
Lineage: Eukaryota; Viridiplantae; Streptophyta; Magnoliopsida; Fabales; Fabaceae
Product: V-type proton ATPase subunit a1-like
Exons: 18
Coding region: 150-2621 (823 amino acids)
Biological process (GO): vacuolar acidification; proton transmembrane transport
Cellular component (GO): vacuolar proton-transporting V-type ATPase complex; vacuolar proton-transporting V-type ATPase, V0 domain
Molecular function (GO): proton-transporting ATPase activity, rotational mechanism; ATPase binding
Source: RefSeq, a predicted model, not a curated record
UUUGAGACAACGUGAAUUUUCCGAUUCUAGUGGCAGUUGCCAAGGAAAACUGUAACCAGACUCCCAAUUAACGUGCCAAAGCUUCACACACACCCGCGCGCACCAUACAGGAGACGUUUUCAGAUCUGAAGCCAACAUCCGUUUUCAUCAUGGUUACCCGGAAAAUGGAGCAGUUCAUAGAUAACAUGCCGUCAGUGGACCUGAUGCGCUCGGAGAAGAUGACCUUCGUUCAACUCAUCAUCCCUGUUGAGUCCGCUCAUCGGGCCGUCACUUAUUUGGGCGAACUCGGCCUCUUCCAAUUCCGAGAUUUAAAUGAUGAUAAAAGCCCUUUCCAGAGAACAUUUGUUAACCAGGUCAAGCGAUGUGCAGAAAUGUCAAGAAAGCUACGAUUCUUCAAAGACCAAAUCAACAAAGCUGGUCUUAUGUCUUCUCCUCAUCCUGUUUUGCAACCAGAUAUUGAGUUGGAGGAACUAGAGUAUCAACUUGCUGAGCAUGAACAUGAGCUAAUUGAACUGAACUCUAACAGCGAGAAACUUCAUCAAUCAUAUAAUGAGCUCCUGGAGUUUAGGAUUGUUUUGCAGAAGGCACAUGGUUUUCUGGCCUCAAAUCAUAGCCAUGAAUUUCCAGAGAGGGAGCUGGAGGAGCAUGUAUACUCAAAUGAUGGUUUUGUUGACACAGGAUCUUCACUUGAGAAGGAAAUGAAGCCUGGCUCAUCAUAUCAAUCUGGUUUAAGAUUCAUCAGCGGAAUAAUUUGUAAAUCCAAGGUUCUUAGGUUUGAAAGGAUGUUGUUUCGAGCUACAAGAGGCAAUUUGCUUUUCAAUCAGGCUGCAACUGAUGAGCUCAUAGAGGAUCCCGUUUCAAAUGAGAAGAUAGAGAAAACAGUGUUUGUCGUGUUCUUCUCUGGGGAGCAGGCAAGAACAAAAAUUCUUAAAAUCUGUGAGACAUUUGGUGCACAUUGCUACCCUAUCCCUGAAGAUAUAACUAAGCAAAGACAAAUAAGUAGGGAGGUCUCAUCACGCCUUUCUGACUUAGAGGCGACUUUGGAUGCUGGGAUUAGGCACCGGAAUAAGGCCCUAGCUUCUGUAGAGGCUCAUCUAGCAAAAUGGAUAAACAUGGUAAGAAGAGAGAAGGCUGUGUAUGAUACCCUGAACAUGUUAAAUUUUGAUGUCACAAAAAAAUGUCUCGUUGGAGAGGGUUGGUGCCCUGUAUUUGCAAAAACGCAGAUUCAGGAGGCACUGCAGCGUGCAACUUUUGAUAGCAGCUCUCAGGUUGGCAUAAUCUUCCAUCCAAUGGAUGCAGUGGAAUCACCACCCACAUAUUUUAGGAUCAACCGCUUUACGAGUGCAUAUCAGGAAAUUGUUGAUGCAUAUGGUGUUGCAAGAUACGAAGAAGCAAAUCCUGCAGUUUACACAGUUAUUACAUUCCCGUUUCUUUUUGCGGUGAUGUUUGGGGACUGGGGUCAUGGAAUUUGCUUGUUGCUGGGGGCAUUGGUUCUUAUAGCACGUGAAAGCAAGCUCAGUAAGCAGAGACUUGGAAGCUUUAUGGAGAUGAUAUUUGGUGGCCGUUAUGUGCUUCUUUUGAUGUCGUUGUUUUCAAUCUACUGUGGGUUAAUCUACAAUGAAUUCUUCUCUGUUCCUUUUCACAUUUUUGGGAAGUCUGCUUACACAUGCCGAGACACUUCAUGUAGGGAUGCACGUACUGCUGGCUUAGUCAAAUCACGAAAUACAUACCCAUUUGGGGUGGACCCUAGCUGGCGUGGAAGUCGUUCAGAACUGGCUUUUCUCAAUUCUCUCAAGAUGAAGAUGUCCAUUCUUUUAGGUGUGGCGCAGAUGAACUUAGGGAUUAUAUUAAGCUACUUCAAUGCGCAUUAUUUUGGCAGCUCAGUGGAUAUAAGGUACCAGUUUGUGCCACAGAUGAUUUUUCUGAACAGUCUCUUUGGGUAUCUUUCUCUUCUCAUUGUCGUUAAGUGGUGCAAUGGUUCUCAGGCAGACCUUUAUCAUGUAAUGAUAUACAUGUUUCUUAGCCCCACUGAUAAUCUUGGUGAAAAUCAGUUGUUCUGGGGCCAAAGACCACUUCAAAUUGUGUUGUUGCUGUUGGCUUUAAUUGCAAUUCCUUGGAUGCUGUUUCCAAAACCCUUUAUCCUAAAGAAGCUUCACCACGAGAGAUUCCAAGGACGCACUUAUGGUAUGCUUACUACCACUGAGAUGGAUCUCGAGGAGGAACCAGAUUCUGCCAGGCAACAUCAUGAGGAAUUCAAUUUCAGUGAGGUCUUUGUUCAUCAAAUGAUCCACUCUAUCGAAUUUGUUCUAGGCGCAGUUUCAAAUACUGCAUCAUAUCUUCGACUUUGGGCAUUAAGCUUGGCCCACUCAGAGCUUUCAACUGUUUUUUACGAGAAAGUGCUACUUCUUGCUUGGGGGUAUGACAAUCUUGUUAUCCGGUUAGUGGGGCUGGCCGUCUUUGCCUUCGCAACUGCCUUUAUUCUUCUCAUGAUGGAAACCCUCAGCGCUUUUCUCCAUGCACUGCGCCUUCACUGGGUAGAAUUUCAAAAUAAAUUCUACCAUGGCGAUGGCUACAAGUUCAGACCUGUUUCCUUUGCCUCGUUAACAGAGGACGAUGAUUGAUCCGAUUCUCAAAUACACGAAUGGGACUAUUUACAUAAGCAGGAGGACCAUAAAAAGAAAAUGUAUAGGAAAUCCAAUUUGGCGGCUGUGGAGUUUGGGUUUGCUUAAUGUUAUGCUGCCUGACGCCGACAUUGCAACAGAACUUAUGGGUCAUUAUCCUAUGGCUAUGCUACUGUAUAAAAUUGCUGCCAACAGUUACGGAUGCCAUCUUUAGGAGGACAUUUACUCAAGGUUUUUUUUCCCUUUUUUUCGGGGACAGGUUGUUAUUCUGUUUCUUAGAAUAUAGGAUAGGAAAAGGGAAAAGUCAAGGGAGGAUAACGUCUACACUAACUCUUGUAAGACCGGAGAUUCAUCAUAGACUCUAGCAAUUGGAUUUUAGUUUUGGGGUUACACACACAGACACACAUUGUUCCGCUGCUUUGGCUGGAACGAGAUACUUCGUUCGGAAUUUUUCUUGUAAUGAAUAAUGAUUAUAGAAUUGUAGAAAUUAUAAAAUUCCAUUCUUUAUAGUAAAUCAGUUGAAUAAGACAUGGGAAUGUGAUUUAUUUGGAAAGUAAA